Molecule: messenger RNA, 2352 nt
Organism: Phyllotreta striolata
Lineage: Eukaryota; Metazoa; Arthropoda; Insecta; Coleoptera; Chrysomelidae
Source: the annotation of a GenBank genome assembly
AUGUAUUUUCUCUCCGUUUUAGGUGUCCUCUUCCAUCGAGCUAUACUAAUGUCGGGAUCGGCAUUAUCACCUUGGGCCCUCAUACAAGAGCCAUCUCGCUUCGCCGCUCAGGUGGCCAUACACGCCAAUUGUUCUCCAGAAUUACCGCAUCCUCACCUACUUAAGUGCCUUCGAGAAAAAUCAUUGGAGACUUUGCUGUCCACGCCGAUUCUUCAUCAGCCCGAAUUUGCGUUCGCUUUUGGUCCUAGCGUGGAUGGCGUCGUAAUAGAUACCGGAGAACCGCCAGGUGGCGACAAUCCCCAAUAUAACGAAUUCGACAGCAACGCGAAACCUUCGAAACCCGAACUCCCGAACGCCAUCACCAUUCUAAACAACGUCCUAUUGCGAAAAUCAGUCAUUUCGAAGCUUUCUAGAUACGAUUUGCUGCUGGGGGUCGUCAAGGCUGAGGCCUAUUUUGCAUUCAACGGCGAGGACGUCCAAUACGGCAUCGAGGCGGAUAGACGAUCGAAAAUAUUGAGGACGUUCGUUCGCAACACUUACAGUUAUCACUUAUCGGAAAUUCUGGCGACGAUUGUGAACGAAUACACGGACUGGGAGCGGCCAGUACAACAUCCGAUUAACAUUAGAGACGAAACCCUUGAGGCUUUGUCGGAUGCACAAUACGUGGCUCCGGUUGUGCACACUGCAGAUUUGCACUCUGCUGAGCACCGGAAUUCCUAUUUGUACGUGUUUGAUUAUCAGACUAAGUUCGGAGAUUACCAACAGAGGCAAGGUUGUAUCCAUGGCGAAGAUUUACCCUACUUAUUUGGAGCACCACUUGUAGGAGGAUUAAUGCAUUUCACAAAGAACUACACAAAAUCUGAAGUGGCCUUAUCGGAAACGACUAUGAUAUAUUGGAGCAAUUUCGCCAGAACCGGGAAUCCAAACGAGUCACCAGAUGGGGACAGUAUUCAUGGAGUCAGACAAGAAAGAAGCAGGUUAAAAAGCGUAGAAUGGACUGCUUAUGAAGGCGUCCAUAAGAAAUAUCUAAAUUUAGAUACCAAACCGAAGCUAAAAAACCACUACCGGGCCCACAGGCUUUCGUUUUGGCUCAACCUAGUUCCUGAUCUCCACAAACCAGGUGGUGAUGAUGUACCCAUGUCUCACCAUGAAUUGCCCGAUGACGAACCCCCUCCGCCUAAACUACCUACGCUAAAUCCGAAGAAACUACCCACAACAGAAAUUCCUAUCGAAUUCAGAACACUGCAGUCUUCCAAUCAUUCGCUAGCCACUCUUAACCCAACGGACUCGGCAGAAAGAGUUGAAGAAUUGGGAGGAAUAAGUACAACAGGACACCCCGUCGAAGAUGGUUUUGCCGCUUAUUCCACGGCACUAAGCGUCACUAUCGCAAUCGGUUGUUCGCUCCUCAUCCUCAACGUGUUGAUAUUCGCCGGUGUCUAUUAUCAACGCGACAAAACGCGAAUGAACGAAAACGGCGGCCAUCCGUCAAAAAAACGAAACGAAAACGGACAAAUGCCCAACAACAUUUGCGGAGAUCUAGAGAGCAGCAUAAUUGGCGUAAAGAGUGACCCGGCAACGAUUUUGGGCCACCACCAUUCGCACCAUCAGCUGCCGCCGCCGGAAUUCGCGGAUAUGCCCCAGAACAACGCGACGCUGCCCCGGCCACCGCCUCCGCCGAAGCUGUCCAAAGCCAACGUGAACACGUUAUCCUCGCAUCAAGUGCCGGAAAACCAGCCGUUGCUGUCGACGCACAGCAUACAGCUGAUAAAUACCGGUACGCUAACGAAAAAGAACACUCAAACGAACUCUAAGCAUAAUAUUAAAAUGGAGGAAUUGAGGGUGUGACGACGCCACGUGCACUGAUUUUGCGUGCAAUAACUUUUGCUCAAACUAGAAGAAGCAUUUACUGCGACAUUGACUCGAUGGUUAAGAGAAACUCGUUGGGAUUUUUAAAUAAAUAAUACGAAAAUCUAAAAAAAAUAGUUUGUUCAUUGAAAUUAAUGUUCGUUUAAUUCCAUAUUUUGGAUAUACUAUACGCAAUAAAUGCGUUUUUCUUAAUUAAUCACGCAAUAUUGCAGUUAAUGCUUACACUAGAACAUUUAUUAUUUGUUUAAAACUAAUGUGUUCUUGAUGGGAUUCAGGGUUUUGUGUUGGAACACUAUUAUCAGUGAAUUAUAAGAAACUCGAAAAUGACGAAGGAGUUAUGUUGCUGAUUUUUUUAAUUCCACAUCCGGUAUUAAAAUUAUACUCUUUCAUGAGCAUGAGCAUGCGAGAUUAAGUUUAGAUUAAAAAAACCUACUUAAUUACCAAUUAAUUUCUCACUGAAUGUUUUUUACAAUUAUUAUCUUACAA